AUGUCCGUUGUGCAAGCAUGGAGUCGCUUCAAGAGCUGGGCGCUGGGCCCGACUGGCCUGAAAACAACGCACGCUUGGGGGCCUAUCUCGAACGCUGGUUUACCUUUGGCAGGUUUCGCAGACAUUACGAAACCCCCCGAGAGUAUCAGCGAAAACAUGACGGCCGCUAUGUGCAUCUAUUCGCUUCUUUUCAUGCGGUUCGCGUGGCGAGUACAGCCGCGGAACUAUCUACUCUUCGCCGUUCACUUCAGCAACGAGCUGAUUCAGGCUUACCACUUGCAACGUAUUUUGGGAGGAUACGACUUUUACGCCGGAAAGUACGCCACUGCAGAACGGGCCAAGUCUGAGGCUGUUCCGUCACCGUCGUCGUAG
Molecule: messenger RNA, 372 nt
Organism: Cyanidioschyzon merolae strain 10D
Lineage: Eukaryota; Rhodophyta; Bangiophyceae; Cyanidiales; Cyanidiaceae
Exons: 1
Coding region: 1-372 (123 amino acids)
Biological process (GO): pyruvate import into mitochondria
Cellular component (GO): mitochondrial inner membrane
Source: RefSeq, a predicted model, not a curated record